This is a messenger RNA of Lachnellula hyalina, 1749 nucleotides long. It is a transcript of the gene PPO1, whose product is annotated as Polyphenol oxidase. Gene Ontology annotation, molecular function: oxidoreductase activity. The record is from RefSeq and is a predicted model, not a curated record. The transcript is spliced from 5 exons. Bases 1 to 1749 code for a protein of 582 amino acids. Lineage: Eukaryota; Fungi; Ascomycota; Leotiomycetes; Helotiales; Lachnaceae.
AUGCAGCUCCAAUCUUUUUGCAGCAUAGCCUUGGCGACUUUUGCCUGUAUCGAAAUAGUCAACGCUGGCUUUCCUAUUACAGGUGUCCAGACGGGAAUGCAGAAUGGGUCCGGGCCUGCACCUCCAAGACAAAACAUCCUCGAUCUUUACAAUGACCAGAUCCAGUUCUCGCUAUAUAUACAAGCCUUGAAUUCCUUUCAGCAAGUUAAUGAGAGUAACUUGACUUCAUAUUUCCAGGUGGCGGGUAUUCACGGAAGACCUUAUAUUGCUUGGGAUGAUAUCGGAUCCGAUCCUACGGGCACUCAGAAUGGUAUCCCAAGUGGGUAUUGCCCGCAUGGAAACACUCUGUUCCCUACGUGGCAUCGUCCUUAUCUCGCGCUCUACGAGGCAAGUAACUCGUCAUCGCUUUGUACAAGCUUUCUAACAAUCAUGCAGCAAGUAUUAGCCGGCUUCGUUCAGGCUGCCGCCAAAGCCUAUAACUCGACGACUUAUCAAACAGCGGCAGAUCAUUUUCGCAUUCCCUUCUGGGAUUGGGCCGCCGUUGAUCAGCGAUUCCCUGAUGUCAUGACCUGGCCAAGUGUUAGCAUCAACACUCCAAACGGGACACGGAAUGUUACGAAUCCUCUUUAUCGAUAUACCUUCUUGAACCAUCCCGAGCCUGCUAACUGGUUUCCUACCGAUCAAGAGACCUACCUUGGAUCACAACCAUGGACCAUCAGACAACCUGAUGGAAACAACGUGUCUGAUGAAGCCGCCAUGGAAAGUCAAUUUGUGCAGGAGGGGCAAUUCUUAUCAGAUCAAGUUUGGUCAAUUUUCGCAAAAACGAGAAAUUACAAUAACAUGUCGACUACCAGCAAUAAAGGAAAUGCAUUUGAGGGUCCUCAUGGAACUGUACACGUACUAAUUGGAGGAGAUGGUCAUAUGACCUAUCUAUCGUUUUCCGCAUUCGACCCCGCAUUUUUCCUCCACCAUGCCAACGUCGAUCGCCAGAUUGCCAUGUGGCAAGCAAUCUAUCCCGGCGAAUGGCUCCAACCCGAGGCUGCUGCUUCCGGGACGUGGACCAUAUACCCAAACACACAAAUCGACGAGACUACACCCCUGGCGCCGUUUACAUCCAGCGAUGGAAAGACGCUGUAUACACCAGCUACAUCUCGAUACACACAGAACUUCGGCUACUCGUAUAACGAUGCUCCAUAUUGGCAGCUCCCGAACUCGAGCGACCUUUCGGCCAAUGUGACAGCGAGAGUCAACCAGCUGUACAACGGCGAUGGACACCUAGGAACCUGGCCUGCGAAAAGAUCAAUAGGGGUCGGAGGCAGCGGUCUCGAGAAGAGAACUGUAGAUCGCGAUUGGUCUGUUGCAGUUCAGGUUCCCAACGCAGCUGUCAGCGAGCCCUUCUCCGUCGGGGUAACGGUGGGAAGUACACUUGUUGGGAAAAUGUUCAUCCUUCAUACACCGUCGCAGAUUGAACUUGAUGCUGGGGUGGACCGGUGCACGCAUGCGGAGUUUACUCUUAAGAAUGCGUUGAGUGGUGUUGAGGCUGGCGAUGUUACGGCCGUGGUGGAAUAUCUAAAGGAAAACUUGAGGUGGAGUGUUGUGAAGAACUCGGAUGGCUCUGUUGUGGGUGAUGUGGAAGGGCUGGAGGUUGAGGUCGCAGAUGAGAUUGUGGAACCUGCAAACGAUAUCUUCAUGUUUCCAAGCUAUGGUGACAGGACUGUCCAUCCUGAGAUCACGACUGGAUUGUAUUAA